AUGGAGCUGCAGCCGGUUCUCGUCAAUCCGACGCCAGUUGUGCACGCGGGGCAAAGGCUCCAGCAGCGAAUUGUUGACUGGAGUAAAGCAUCUCAAUAUUCGCAUCGAAGUUCUGAAGAUCUUGAUAAAAUCGACGCCAAUGAGGUUUUCGAGCAUAUCAAGGAUAUAAGUGACCCUGAGCAUCCUUUUAGUCUAGAACAGUUGCGCGUGGUAAACGCGAAAUAUUUAUUGGUUUCGAAAGUUAUUUUCCGAAUACAGGUGACAUUCUCACCUACUGUACCUCACUGCAGUAUGGCGACUUUAAUCGGCUUAUCUAUCCGCGUUAAGUUGUUGCGCGCUUUGCCUCGCUGUUUCAAGCUAGACAUCUUAGUCAGGCCGGGCUAUCAUUCAUCACAUGAAGCUGUCACCAAACAGAUAAACGACAAAGAACGUGUCGCGGCGGCACUAGAGAAUACGAAUCUUCUUCAGAAGGUUGACAGCUGCUUGGAUGGCAAGACUGCGUUGUGA
Micromonas pusilla CCMP1545 is the source of this 507-nucleotide messenger RNA. RefSeq lists its product as uncharacterized. The transcript has 2 exons. Gene Ontology annotation, biological process: iron-sulfur cluster assembly. The record is from RefSeq and is a predicted model, not a curated record. Bases 1 to 507 code for a protein of 168 amino acids. Lineage: Eukaryota; Viridiplantae; Chlorophyta; Mamiellophyceae; Mamiellales; Mamiellaceae.